Molecule: messenger RNA, 2870 nt
Organism: Morus notabilis
Lineage: Eukaryota; Viridiplantae; Streptophyta; Magnoliopsida; Rosales; Moraceae
Product: probable RNA helicase SDE3
Exons: 4
Coding region: 196-2745 (849 amino acids)
Source: RefSeq, a predicted model, not a curated record
UCUUCUUCUUCUUCUUCUCCCUAACUUCUACUUUUAUUAUUAUUAUUUUUCUUUUCCUAUAUUCAAGCUUUUGGCUGGUGUUUACCAGAACGGACGUAAAUUUUGAAGAUUACUUCCUUUCUCUGCUUCAAUAUCAUGUGCAUGUCGUCAGCCUCGUUUGGUUGCUAAGCAAAGAAAGAAAAAGCAAAAGACAAUAUGGGGUUCUCACGCUUUGGCUUCUUGAGGUUCCUUUUCUGUUGCCACGUUGGAGAUGAUGAGGAUUAUGACCGUUAUUACAGUUACUACAGAAGAGCAAACAUAAACCAUUAUGUUAGGAGUAGCUCUCCUACUCCAUCUAAUAAUCACAGCAACCAAGAAGAUAAAUCACAAUAUUUUCACCAUAAUUUGCAUUCACGGACAAAAUUGAAGAAAGAAAUUCAAGUGUCUCAUAAUUCCAAAGUCCCAGAUCUCUCUACUGGUUCUUCACACAAUAAUUCAAUCAAUCCAUCUCAAUCUUCUUCAUAUCUUGAAUCCAAAACAUCAUCAUCAUCAUCAUCAUCAGCAGCAUUAUCUAAACUAUGUGAUCAAUCUUCUUCUGUAAUUAGAUCUUCAUCACAAUCUUCAUUUAGACAACCCGAAUCUUCCUCUUCUAGUACUCCAUCUUCAUCAUCUCUUCAGCCUGCAAUAUCCUCAUCAAAAUCAUCACAAAUAAGCCCAUCUCCAGUGUUAGGAAACCCACUUCUCACAUCUUCAAUAUCUACAACUAAAGUGCCCCAAGAAUCAACUAAUCAUUUUAAAUCAACCCUCAAAGCCUCAACCACUUCAUCUAAUCUACCUCAAUCUUCAUUAUCCCUUAAGCCCCUUCAAUCUUCCUCUUUUAGUUCAUCUUCGAAAUCUUCGCUCUCGCAAUCUUCGACACCAUUGACGAAUCAAUUACUCCAUCCAAUCAAUCCAUAUCCACUUCAUCCAAACAAAUCCACCUCAUCCGAACCCGCUCAACUUAGUCCAUCCCCCUUAUUAGCCAAUCCCUUAGCUCCAUCUUCAUCCAAGUCAUCACCUCAAGUUUCAACUAAGCCAUCUCCACCUCAAUCUUCACCAAACAUUUCUUUCCAGAAGCUCCUUCCACACCAUAAGUAUACUCGGUCCAAAAUAACCACUGAAAACAAAAACCAACAAGGUAAGUCGAAUCAAGUUUGCGUAAAGAAAGAUUCAUUGCCUUCAUCGCGAAUGGUUCCUAAGUGUUCGCCUCUUAGUCCUACUAGUUCUUCAUCCUUAUCAUCCCCGUCAAGUUCUUCGAAUCCAUCUUCCAAGAAGCUCCCUCCACCUUUUGACCAUACUCCAUCUAAAGUUUCUGCAAAAGGAAGAAUUUUAGAAGAGUGUGAUGAUUGUGAAUGGCUUGAAGACAAUAAUUCUUUACCUUUGCACUUGAUUCCCGAAGAUAUAAGAGAUUGUAUUGAGAAUGGCAUUGUGCCUGAAGUUCUUAAUGAGCCUUUGUCUCGCUGGACAUACAAGGAUUACUUUGCUGCUCUGCUAUAUGCUGAACAGUACUAUCAUGAGAAAUGGAGCGAUUUCGAGCUGGAGGACAUGGCCUUGGAGUUUCAAGAAGAAUCAAUUUGUAAAAAACACAAUAAUCAUCAAAAUAUCUAUGAAAAUGAAGAAAGGGAUCAUAAAAUAUUGGUGGCAUUUAAGAUUAAUUUGAAGCCUGAUGAACGUCCCUUUCUUUUGUCAAGAGACUUGGUCUUUGUAAGUUCCUCAGGUAGUACUGGAGUGAAGCAAUUUGAGGGCUCUAUCAACCGGGUGGUGAAGAGUGAUCUUGUACUGGUUGAGUUUCAAAAGGAGUUCUACUCGCAGCAUAGGUCAGCAAGCACAUAUGACAUCAGUUUCUCAAUCAGUGGAGUCUGCUUGAAAAGAGCCCACCAAGCUGUUUACGAUCUAUCACAUUCUUCGUUCGAAAACUUCGUGUUUCCUGAUUUUAACUCGCCCCGGAAGACCAUAAUUUCCAGUCCAACCAUGAAAAUGUCAAGCCACAAUCAGCUCGAUCCAGACAUGUCCUCCGCAGUUCGUCAGAUUCUAAGCAUCCGGGGCUAUCCACCUUACCUUGUCUCCGGCCCAAGAUGUGUCUGUGAAAAGAAAUCUUCCUCACACAAGCCAAAACCUUCAAAAACUGGACUGGUCAUUCAAGAGGCAGUGAUCCAAAUACACAAGACAAUGCCAACUUCUCGAAUCCUAAUUUGCGCGCCUUACAACAGCGCCUGUGAUGUGCUGAUGAGAGGGCUAAUUGAAGCAAUUCCAAAAUCAGACAUGUUUCGGGUAAAUGCUGCAUUUCGCGAGAAAGAAGAGGUGCCUGGUGACAUACUUCCGUCCUGUCUCUACAUAAAGGACUGCUUUUCAUGUCCUUCAUAUGAAGAGCUCAGCAGUUUCAGAGUGAUUUUCUCUACUUUUAUUACCAGCUUUCGCCUGCGCAAUGCAGGCCUUUCCACUGGCCAUUUCAGCCAUAUCUUUAUGGUGGACGCUUCCUUCGCCGCUGAACCCGAUUCCAUGGUGCCUCUGUCCAAUUUUGCUGAUGAUAACACAACUGUUGUUGUCAGUGGUGACCCUCGAAUUUCUCCGCGCUUUGUCCGCUCCGAUAUCGGCAGAAAAAAGGGAUUGAAGGUAUCAUACUUUAAAAGAUUGUUGGAAAUAUGCAGGCCUUAUGAAGAAGAAAGCCUCUCUCCAAGUUUCAUUACAGAGUUGAACGCAGAUGGAGACACCUUCAGCUAUUUUUAAUUGUUCCCUUGACAACAACAUUGUCUUGUCAUAUUGGAAAUAGUGGUUUUUACAGUGUGAUUUAAUUAAACAAAGUUUUCUAUGUAGCAACAAUAUGAAUAACAUUUCUGGCUUUUGUGCUCUCA